GCUAGCGUCAAGUUCGAUCCCACGGAUCAGGAGCUGAUCGAGCACCUUGAGGCCAAAGUGAGUGCUGACAGUGCAAGAUCUCACCCUCUCAUCGAUUUGUUUAUACCAACCAUCGACAGCGAGCACGGCAUAUGCUACGCCCAUCCUGAGAAACUUCCAUGUAUCACACUGAGCGGCCUAAGCAAGCAUUUCUUCCAGCGCAAUUCCAGGGCGUUCAAAAGGGGAACGUGGAUGCGUCGCAAGAUACAGUCGGAGUGUGGCAUGCACGCGAUGUGGCACAACACCGGCAAUACCUUGCCGGUGAUGGUCAACGGCCGGCAGACGGGCAGCAAAAAGGUUCUGGUGCUGCACACCAACAAGAACUUCGACCAGCAGAGGACCAACUGGGUGAUGCACCAGUACCACCUCGGGGACCUGGAGCAAGAGAAGAAGCGGGAGCUGGUCCUCUGCAAGAUUGCUGCCACUGCUGAGCUGAAGUCUCAACUAAACGAUGCAAAGACCCGGCUGGUGACUCAAGAAACCGAGACUCAGAAAGCUGAGUCAAAGUUCCAGUUUUGCAUGGCUGAGUCAGAAAAGCUGAAGGCCAGUUUUGAAGCAGAGAAAAAGACUUGGGCCGAAGAAAAGACUGCUUUAACACAGCGGGCUAAGAAAGCAGAGGCAGCUCUUCAAGAGGUGACCACUGAGCUCAGCGGUUUAAAACACCGUGUAUCUCAGAUGGUUUCUGCUAUCUUUGGUGAGUCGCCUUGCUAA
This is a messenger RNA of Aegilops tauschii subsp. strangulata, 750 nucleotides long. The record is from RefSeq and is a predicted model, not a curated record. NCBI's taxonomy places the organism in Eukaryota, Viridiplantae, Streptophyta, Magnoliopsida, Poales, Poaceae.